Messenger RNA from Amyelois transitella, 822 nucleotides. RefSeq lists its product as uncharacterized. Bases 1 to 822 code for a protein of 273 amino acids. The transcript is spliced from 8 exons. Gene Ontology annotation, biological process: sensory perception of smell. NCBI's taxonomy places the organism in Eukaryota, Metazoa, Arthropoda, Insecta, Lepidoptera, Pyralidae. The record is from RefSeq and is a predicted model, not a curated record. Gene Ontology annotation, molecular function: odorant binding.
AUGAGGCAGCAACUCCGUCCUGUAUGGCAAUCACGGAAACUGACAAGGAGAGUUAAGCUCAAAAUAUUCCGGUCCAACGUGAAAACCGUUUUGCUGUAUGGGUGUGAGACGUGGAAGGUCACUAAAGACAUCUCGCACCGUCUCCAAGUCGUCAUUAACCGCUGUCUUCGCCGUAUUCUCGGUGUUUACUGGCCUGAGAAAAUCUCCAACGUAGACCUGUGGGAACGCUGCGGUGAGACUCCGAUCGACCAGCAGAUCAAACGCCGCAAAUGGAACUGGAUCGGCCACACGCUCCGAAGGGACAUACCGAGGCAAGCCCUAGACUGGAAUCCCCAAGGAAAGUCCUCGUGCAUGGGGGUUAGUCCACACCGUCCACCGGCGUAUGGGCCGCGAGGUGCCAUGUUGACGGCGACGCUGCCGGUGCUCGCCGCGCUGGCCGUCGUGUCUGGAGCCAAACAUAAGCCUGUUUUUAGUGAAGAAAUCAAAGAAAUAAUCCAGCAUGUUCACAACGAGUGCGUCGCCAAGACCGGGGUCGCCGAGGAGGACAUAACGAAUUGCGAAAACGGCAUAUUUAAAGAAGACGUGAAAUUGAAGUGCUAUAUGUUUUGCCUACUGGAAGAAGCGAGCCUCGUUGAUGACGAUGACGCCGUAGAUUAUGACAUGUUAGUCAGUCUUAUUCCAGAGGAGUAUUCUGAAAGGGCGUCCAAAAUGAUAUUUGGUUGCAAACAUCUAGAUACCAACGAUAAGGAUAAAUGCCAGAGAGCAUUUGAUGUCCAUAAAUGUUCUUACGACAAAGAUCCUGAUUUCUACUUUUUGUUCUAA